Molecule: messenger RNA, 491 nt
Organism: Dreissena polymorpha
Lineage: Eukaryota; Metazoa; Mollusca; Bivalvia; Myida; Dreissenidae
Exons: 3
Coding region: 99-491 (130 amino acids)
Source: RefSeq, a predicted model, not a curated record
UUCUCAUUUAAAUAUUUAAAUAUGACCAUUUAACUUAGUUUUGUGUUUACAAACGGAGACGGUGCUUCAAGACCGCAUUUAUUACACAGUUAGGAAGAAUGUUAUUGUUUGGAGCAGGUUUUGCAACAGUGUUGCCCAUGGUGUUCGGCCUCCUACGGAUCCGGCACUCCGGGGACAAGGCUGGGUGUCCUGAUGGCGAACCCAUGAUGAUUCUUCAAGCUGAUCAGUUAUUGGAAUGUUUUCGACAAUGUAGCAAAAUAGCUGCUUGCAAGUCGUUUUCGUUCGCUGACAGAAAGUGUGAGCUGUUUAAUGCUUCUAUUGUACCGGGCAAAGGAAGCGGGUGUUACGCUACAGAAAAAACAGAAUACGUUAUGUUCUGCGAGAAACUAACGUACACUUUGUCCUGUCCACUCAACCUGCAACUGAACAUCAUCGGCGCCAACUAUGGUCGGACAAGAGCAGAUUACUGCCCGGGUCCGAUUCGAACAUAA